AUGUCUUCCCCUGCCACCGACUCGGCAUCUCCGACGCCUUCUCCGUUCAACUAUAUUCUCUCUUUCCUGCUUGUCGGCAUCUGCUGGGGCUUCACGACACCGUUCAUCCGCAAGGCCGCCGUCAACUACGCAGCUCCAUCCCAUCCAUCUAUCACCGACCCAAACCGAUCUUGGAUCUCGCGACAGAUUGCGAAAGCCUUUUUCACCGUUGUGGGACUAUUGAAAACUCCUACAUAUGCUCUUCCGUUGCUUCUAAAUCUGACGGGCAGUGUCUGGUUCUUUCUGUUAGUUGGGCAAGCCGAACUGUCUCUCACGGUACCCAUCACCAAUUCUCUGGCAUUUCUCUUCACGGUAUUGGGCGAAUGGUACGCUGAGGGCAAACUCAUAUCGAGAGACACUUGGCUUGGGAUGAUCUUGGGAUUCAACUUUGGGCUGAGAUCGCCUGGAAUAUAG
Messenger RNA from Fonsecaea multimorphosa CBS 102226, 453 nucleotides. RefSeq lists its product as uncharacterized. Lineage: Eukaryota; Fungi; Ascomycota; Eurotiomycetes; Chaetothyriales; Herpotrichiellaceae. The transcript is spliced from 3 exons. The coding region runs from base 1 to 453 and encodes 150 amino acids. The record is from RefSeq and is a predicted model, not a curated record.